Hevea brasiliensis (rubber tree) is the source of this 1525-nucleotide messenger RNA. Its product is annotated as protein EXORDIUM-like 2. The transcript has a single exon. Lineage: Eukaryota; Viridiplantae; Streptophyta; Magnoliopsida; Malpighiales; Euphorbiaceae. The coding region runs from base 405 to 1286 and encodes 293 amino acids. The record is from RefSeq and is a predicted model, not a curated record.
CUAAAAUCGAAACAUACUCUUGCAUUGAGAUUCGUGAAAUAUAAAAAAAGAUGGAGUGAAAAUUAGAAACACCGAGCACAGGCACAGAGUUACACGCACGCUGAUGACUCACAUCAACAUCUUGCUUCCAUGCAAUGAGUCUGAACCCUAAGGUCAUCAUCCAAACCCCCCUUCCUCUCUACUCCUAUACACAAGCGCCUUACAGCCUGGCAAACACUCUAUUCACACUUGCUUACCCAAUCAAACUCCUCCACUUGGCCUUUCAUUGAUGUUGACACAAUUCCCUCACCAGCUGUUCGCCUUUACUCUUCCCUUCCUCCCCGUAUAAAUAGUUCAGUACCACGCCUAUUCAUCAUCCAGCUCUCCAUAUCUCUCUCUUCCUCUUUCUUUUACUACCCUUAUCCAUGGCUUCCAUUUUCCACUUUGCCAUUCUUCUUUUUGGCUUUGUUCAACCUUUGGUUGCUGUUUUAGUUCAAGAACAGCCUCUGGUUCUCAAGUACCAUAACGGUGUUCUCUUGAAGGGAAACGUCACUGUUAAUCUAAUCUGGUACGGCAAAUUCACCCCUAUUCAACGCUCUAUAAUCGUUGAUUUUAUUACUUCUUUGAGCUCCAACAGAGCACCACUUCCCUCCGCCGCUUCCUGGUGGAAGACCACAGAGAAGUACCGUGGCGGUUCUUGCUCUCUCAAAGUUGGCCGUCAAAUCCUCCACGAGGAGUACACUCUUGGAAAAGUCCUCAAGACUAGGCAUUUACUUGCUUUGGCCUCCAAAACGAACUUCGCAAUCGACUCUAUCAAUGUCGUUUUGACAGCUCAAGACGUCGUCGUUGAUGGAUUUUGCAUGAGCAGGUGCGGGACACACGGGUCGUCUCGCGGAUCGGUUCGGGGCACAUACAUAUGGGUCGGCAACUCGGAGACUCAGUGUCCUGGCCAAUGCGCCUGGCCUUUCCACCAGCCUAUUUACGGUCCACAGACACCACCGUUGGUGGCACCUAAUGGAGACGUUGGAGUUGACGGUAUGAUCAUAAACUUGGCUACUCUCUUGGCGAACACCGUCACCAAUCCUUUUAAUAGCGGUUACUUCCAAGGUCCGCCCACUGCUCCUCUGGAGGCCGUAUCCGCUUGCACUGGGAUAUUCGGAUCGGGUUCAUACCCGGGUUAUCCGGGUCGGGUCUUGGUGGAUAAGGCCACGGGGGCAAGCUAUAACGCCCACGGUUUCAAUGGCCGCAAGUACUUGUUCCCGGCCAUGUGGGAUCCGCAAACAAGCGCAUGCAAAACACUUGUGUGAUGAGGGCACGUGGCAUAAGAUCAACGUGGCGGCAAUCUGUGCAGUGUAAUGUAAAUAUAGGGGAAGGUCUGACGGUGGGAGGUUGUGGCCGGACGGGAUAAAUGACGAUGAUGAUGAUACGACUAUUAUUAGAGUUUUUUUUAUGUCGUUUUGCGUGACGUGUAAAUUAAAUUUUGAAAAAAUGUGAAAAAUGAGUAAAAAAAAAAAUAAAAAUAAUAAAAAUGAAAAUAGUGUUAAAA